UACGGAAAUGUCAUAACAAUUUCAGUCCUCUCAUUUCUUCCCUCUCUCCUUUCUAAUUUCCUAACUUUUCGGGAACUCCUUUCCAUAAAACCCAAAAAACCCACGAGAUAAUUCAAUAAAUGUCUGCCACCUGUUUCUUUUUUUUUAACUUUAGAAAAGACCCCACGUAUUUGUAUUUAUAUGUUGACCAUUUUUAGUUGAAAGUUCAAGAGGCUGCUAAUUACUAAUUAGAGACAACUUUUGCACUGGUCUAGUAGUUUUAGCUUCAUAAUCUAUCAAGAAUUACAUGAUAAUAAGGGUGCAAGUUCAUUUGAGAUAAAUAUUUAAUUUGAAUUGAAUGGGAUCAGUGGAUCAUAGUUUUGCAGCAACUGGUUUGAAUAUUAUAAGUUCAGAUUGUUGGAAAGAAGGUCCAAUGGGAGAAGCACCUAAGCAGAAGAUCGUGACUGGUGAAGCUGGUUAUGUUCUUGAGGACGUUCCUCAUUUGUCCGAUUACAUUCCUAAUCUUCCCACAUAUCCUAAUCCAUUGCAGGAUCAUCCUUCAUAUUCAGUCGUUAAGCAGUAUUUUGUCGAUGUGGAUGAUGCAGUUGCCCAAAAGGUUGUUGUCCACAAGAACAGUCCAGGGGGGACACAUUUUCGUCGAGCUGGUGCUCGCCAAAAAGUUUAUUUUGAGCCAGAUGAUGUUUAUGCAUGUAUUGUAACAUGUGGAGGCUUAUGCCCUGGUCUCAACACAGUUAUCAGGGAAAUAGUAUGUGGCCUAUACAAUAUGUAUGGUGUAACCAGAGUCAUGGGGAUAGAUGGAGGAUAUCGAGGUUUCUAUUCCAAAAACACGAUUCCCUUGACACCCAAGGUUGUGAAUAACAUCCAUAAACGCGGUGGAACCAUUCUUGGGACAUCUCGAGGAGGUCAUGUUACCAAGAAAAUAGUAGAUAGCAUUCAGGACCGGGGUAUCAAUCAGGUUUAUAUAAUUGGAGGAGAUGGAACCCAGAGAGGGGCAGCGGUGAUAUUUGAGGAAAUUAGAAGACGUGGUCUCAAUGUUGCAGUUGUUGGAAUCCCCAAAACAAUCGAUAAUGAUAUACCGGUUAUUGACAGGUCUUUUGGUUUUGAUUCCGCCGUUGAGGAAGCCCAACGUGCUAUUAGUGCUGCUCAUGUUGAAGCUACCAGUUUUGAGAAUGGAAUUGGCCUUGUGAAGUUAAUGGGACGGGAUAGUGGGUUCAUAGCCAUGUAUGCUACUCUUGCUAGUCGAGAUGUUGACUGCUGUUUGAUUCCAGAAUCCCCUUUCUACCUUGAAGGACGUGGUGGACUAUUUGAGUAUAUAGAACAUAGGCUCAAAGAAAAUGGACACAUGGUUAUAGUCAUAGCUGAAGGUGCCGGGCAAGAGCUAGCUUCUGAGAGUUUGCAAUCCACUGAUGCUUCAGGGAAUAAGCUUUUACAUGAUGUUGGGCUAUGGAUCUCGGAAAAGAUAAAGGAGCAUUUCUCUAAACAAAAGAAGAUGGUCAUUAAUCUUAAAUAUAUAGAUCCCACAUACAUGAUUCGGGCUAUUGCGAGUAAUGCAUCUGACAAUGUGUAUUGCACUCUUCUUGCUCAAAACGCUGUGCAUGGAGCAAUGGCUGGCUACACAGGCUUUACUGUUGGUCCUGUCAAUACCAGACAUGCUUACAUACCCUUUAAUAGAAUCAUUGAGAAACAAAACAAGGUUGUGAUUACGGACAGAAUGUGGGCAAGACUUCUAUCUUCAACCAAUCAACCGAGCUUCUUGAGAACGAGAGAUAUAAUUAAAGCAAACAAGGAGGAAGAACCACCUACUCAGUUAGCAAACGAUUCCACUACAGAUGACAAUUUGAUGGAGAAACAAAUCCUUCGCUAACUAACUUUGAACAUCAUAUAUAUUGUCCCUUGUAACAGUACGUUGAAAAACAAAAGAAGUUGAGAGAAUCCUACAUGUAAUCUCAAUGUGUGAGGAUUACCAGGUUGGUGAGUUUUACACGAUGUGUAUUUUGUGACUGUAAAACAUAUACAUAUACAAUAAACAAGAAAAGGAUACUGUGGUUUUUCAGAA
This is a messenger RNA of Lycium ferocissimum, 2056 nucleotides long. Its product is annotated as ATP-dependent 6-phosphofructokinase 6-like. The coding region runs from base 338 to 1864 and encodes 508 amino acids. Lineage: Eukaryota; Viridiplantae; Streptophyta; Magnoliopsida; Solanales; Solanaceae. Gene Ontology annotation, molecular function: 6-phosphofructokinase activity; ATP binding. The transcript is spliced from 14 exons. The record is from RefSeq and is a predicted model, not a curated record. Gene Ontology annotation, biological process: fructose 6-phosphate metabolic process; glycolytic process. Gene Ontology annotation, cellular component: cytoplasm.